Messenger RNA from Aplysia californica (California sea hare), 2755 nucleotides. RefSeq names its product cell division control protein 6 homolog. Gene Ontology annotation, molecular function: DNA replication origin binding; ATP hydrolysis activity. Gene Ontology annotation, biological process: cell division; mitotic DNA replication checkpoint signaling; DNA replication initiation. NCBI's taxonomy places the organism in Eukaryota, Metazoa, Mollusca, Gastropoda, Aplysiida, Aplysiidae. The record is from RefSeq and is a predicted model, not a curated record. Gene Ontology annotation, cellular component: nucleus.
GAUCUGUGACGCUGGCCGACAAAAAGAGGACGAGUGAGUUGGACUGAGUUCUGAGCACGCAGCAUUUAUUCUGCUGUGUUGGCCUUCAAGACUAGAAUCUAGGCUUAUACGUGGAGGAAAAAAAACGUAUUUCCUCUUCGUUCUGUUUGGUUUGAAUCAAGAAUCUAGUUAAAAUAAAUUACAAAGACAGGACGAUUAUCCUCAAGGCAACGGAGCCGCGUGCACUGACUGAGACUGAAGUACUAAAAGUUCCAGUCAAAUUCAUUGCCAAUCGAGUGAGAGAGGGCUGCAGUGAAAAGUUGUGCUGGGAUUGCUGUUGAUGCGGAGUGGCGGCUGUCUGAACUGUCGGUGAAAAUGGCAUCUUUGAAGUCUUCUUUUAGUGUGAGAAAAAGCAGUCGCAUGAACCUCCGGAAAUGCUCGUCUGUCGAGGCGAAGAAGGCAGAUCCUGAUGAGAAAUGUCCUGAAAAGUCCUCUAGAAAAGGUCCUGCCAACUGUGAGCGUGUGUGUGGGGCGGGGCCCGGUGACGCGGAGGCGUCUGUGAAUCUCCUGCACUCCCCCAGUAGCUGUAGCUCCUUCACCGCGUCGCCCUCAAAGCGGACGCCGCCCUCCCAGAGGGCUUGUGCGUCACCCCGGGAGCUGAAUCAGGCCAGGAGGAGAUUACUCUCCCCCACAAAGAGGAAGUCUGACGAGGAUGCGGAGAAUUGUUUGUCCGACAGUCCGUCCCCGAGAAAGUCUCCGCGAUCCUCCAACGACCCGGCCUCCCAAUACCCUCUGCCAGAUGACUCGGAGGAUCCAGAGACGCCCAAGUCAUCGAAGAGGUCAACUGUGCGGCUGUCCCGAAUUGCCAACUCCACGCCCAGAAGGUUGUUCAGCUCUCCGGAAAAGUCGGGCGGUAAUGACGUGUCCGAGGUAUCGCCCCAGAAGUCAGCCGCCAGUCGAUUGUUUCAAUCUCCCCCGAAGUCACCCAGCAGACGAUUGUUUCAAUCUCCCCCGAAGUCACCCGUUAGAUCGUCUCCCCUACAGAAAUCCAAUGCGCGCAUGUACCAGACGACCAAACGUUGCCUGCACACUGCCAAACCCGCUCGUCUGGUCGGCCGAGAGAAAGAAGAAGAGAAAGUGGAAGAGUUCAUCUCUGAGCGCGUUGAUGCGGGGACGAGUGGCAGUCUGUACGUGUCGGGUGCCCCGGGGACGGGCAAAACGGCCGUGGUUCAGCACGUGGUGGACAAACUCAAGAAUGAGUACGGCAACUUAGAGACGGCGUAUGUGAACUGUAUGACCUUGAAAGAUUCCAACGGCGUCUUCGGCAAGCUGUACGAACAACUGACGGGCAAAACGUACAAGGGGAAAGACUCAGUGAAGGCCGUGGAGAAAGUGUUUGCGACCACUGGCAGUGUGGUCCUGGUGCUGGAUGAGAUUGACCAACUGGACAGUAAACAUCACCACGUGUUAUACCGGAUCUUUGAGUGGCCCGCGCUGGACAAGUCCCGGCUUAUCCUCAUUGGAGUGGCCAAUGCUCUGGAUCUCACGGACAGAGUUCUGCCUAGGCUUCAGGCUUCCGAGAAAUGCUGCCCUGAUCUCAUGAACUUUGCCCCCUACACGUCGGCUCAGAUCACAGAUAUUUUGAAGAGUAGGCUUGAAAGGAGCCUUCUCGUGGAGCCGAGCGCCAUCAAGUUCUGUGCCAGGAAAGUGUCGGCGGUGGCAGGAGACGCCAGGAAGGCCUUGGACGUGUGUCGCAGAGCCGUGGAGAUGGUGGAAGCCGACGUCCGCUCACAGCAAGUUCUCAAACCUGCCGACUGCAACAGUCCGUCCAAAAAGAGCCAGGAGCCCCCGGUGAAGAAGGUGACCUUGGUGCACAUCUCCAAGGUGAUGGGCGACGUGUACGGCUCGAGCGUCGCCGCCGCCAGUAGCAGUGAGAACGACGUGCCGCUGCAGCAGAAGAUCGCCGUCUGUUCCUUGCUGCUGCUGGUCAAGACAGGGAGACUCAAGGAAGUUCUCCUGGGCCGGCUCCACGAGGCGUACACCAAAGUUUGUCGUGGCCGACACAUGGCCCCCGUGGACCAGACUGAGUUCCUGUCCGUCUGUCUGCUCCUCGAGGCACGUGGCGUCGUGACCUUGAAGCGAGCCAAGGACACCAGGAUGAUUCGGGUGUCUCUCAAGUUGGAUGAAAACGAGCUGGAGCAGACGCUGAAGGACAAGACUCUGAUGUCGCAGAUCCUCAAGGACGGAGUGGUCUAGUUUGUGUGACCUUGACCUGAUACCUUGCCAGAAGUAUUGUACCGGGGGGGGGGGGGGGUCCGCAGGUACUUUGACCGAUUUAUUGACAUUUUCCUGGUGUAAUAUAAUACAUUGACUCUGGUACACCUAGAUCAGGAAAGUGGAUGCUCGCGGCUGUCACCGUUUGUGGGUCUGUGGUUGGAGACAGGAGAUAUACGUUUUGAAUUGUCUGCCAUCUUGGCUUUGUGUACACGACAAUUCUGAUCAGUUCCGGGGUCGGCCGAUAUGUUUUAGUUCCCAGUUUUAAUAAUGCUUUGAUUUUUUAUCUCUCUUUUAAAAUUGGGAGUUCUGAAAUUUUUAGAACAGAUGUCAUGUAUUUAUGUACAUUUCUAUUUAUUUUAGGAUUAACAAUGAGCUUGUAUAUUUGAUAAUGGAUUUUUAAAAUGGUUCAGAUUUUGUUCAUUGGCUGUGUGUUGAUGAAGCCAGUCCGUGUUUUCUGUCCGCUUUGGAUGCAAUAAAAACAAAAAUGUUUUUGAUGAAA